Messenger RNA from Dufourea novaeangliae, 1528 nucleotides. RefSeq names its product WD repeat-containing protein 55 homolog. Gene Ontology annotation, molecular function: protein binding. Lineage: Eukaryota; Metazoa; Arthropoda; Insecta; Hymenoptera; Halictidae. The record is from RefSeq and is a predicted model, not a curated record.
AACGAGGUUAGAAAGUGUAUAACACGUUUCGUGUUUUGUAAUCAUGCAUUUAGAUAAAAGAAAGUUAAUAGGCAGAUUUAUUAGUAAUGGUAAUGACAGUGAUGAUAAUUACAAUAGUGAUGAUAGUGAUGAUAUGCAAGGAUCCUCAGAUAGUGAGGUCACAGUAAGUAGCAGUAAUGAAUCGGAAUCAGAAGAUGAAAGACACGAAGAAGUGAAUUCAAAUAAUAAUGAAGUUUAUGCCCAUGCAAGUAGCGACACAGAAGUAGUUCCAUUAAAUGAAGAUGAAGAAGAAGAUGAAGUUGUAAAAGCCAUAAUUAGAUCAAGAGAUCCAGAAAAGAAUCAUCCACCUCCUAUCACAACAGAGGAAUAUAUUGUGGAUAUAUGUUUCCAUCCUAAUUCAGAUAUGAUUGCUGUAGCUAACAUAAUGGGCGAUAUAUACAUGUACAAGUAUAGUAAUACAGAAACAGAACUUGUUUCAACAUUGGAAUUACAUCUCAAAGCAUGUCGUGAUAUAGAAUUUAGUGAAGAUGGAACAACUUUAUUUUCAACUGCCAAGGACUUAUGUAUAAUGCUUACCGAUGUAGAAACUGAGGAGAUAAAACGAUUAUAUGAGAAUGCACAUGAUGAACCAGUAUACACAAUGACUGUAAUUGGAGAACACAUGUUUGCAACUGGUCAAGUGUGGGAUCUUAGACAAAAGGGAAAUGUACCAGCAUUUUCAAUAAAAAAAAUGGAAGACUAUGUAAGUUCUAUUAUAACAAACACAGAUGCAAAAUACUUAGUGUGUGCAAGUGGAGAUGGUUCUGUGACCACAUUUAAUAUCCCAGGAAAAAAAUUACAUGUUCAGUCUGAAGAAUAUGAGGAGGAGUUAACGUGCCUUGGCUUAUUCAAACAUGAAACAAAAAUUAUGGUGUGCAGUAGUAAAGGAAAAAUGUACUUGUACAAUUGGGGAGAGUUUGGUCUUCAUUCUGAUGAAUUUCCAAGCGUAACUAAGAACGCUAUUACCUGCAUGGUUCCGAUUACUGAAAAUGUAGCAAUCACAGGAGGAGAAGAUGGAAUACUCAGAGCUACUAGCUUAUUUCCUCGUAACAAUCUUGGAAUAGUGGGACAACACAAUUUUUCCAUUGAAGCAGUCGAUGUAAAUAGUGAUGGUAGUAUGAUCGCAUCUUCUUCGCAUAACAAUGAUAUCAAAUUUUGGAAUGUACAGUAUUUUGAAACGUUAAAUGUCGCUGAGCGUGUGAAAGGUGGAAAACAAAAACAAUUGAAACAUAAUCUUCCGAGCAGUAAAGUUGAUAAUGCGUCGAAUUUCUUUUCAGACCUUUAAAAUACGGUCACGAGUAAUAAUCUUAAAAUUACAGUUUUAAAUAGGAUCGUACAUAGAUGGAAUCACUGAAUGUAUUGUACGUUGUUAUCGAACAUUGUCUCGCAAGAAAUGUUAAUGUACCAUAUUUUGAUAUAUAAGAUUGUUUCUAUGAUAGCUUAAUUGCCAUACAUUUAUACUGAAACAGAAUAAUGUAUUACACAUAAU